This is a messenger RNA of Meira miltonrushii, 2733 nucleotides long. RefSeq names its product DEAD-domain-containing protein. The annotation marks the transcript as partial. The transcript has 3 exons. Lineage: Eukaryota; Fungi; Basidiomycota; Exobasidiomycetes; Exobasidiales; Brachybasidiaceae. The record is from RefSeq and is a predicted model, not a curated record. Gene Ontology annotation, cellular component: nucleus. Gene Ontology annotation, molecular function: RNA helicase activity; ATP binding; RNA binding.
GAUGAAGAUGAUGAUGAUGCAGCAUUCAUCACUGCUGCAAUGCAAAAGCAAAACAAAAAAGGUGGAACUGAUGUUUUGAAGAAAACCGUUGGAAAGCGUGAUAAAGGCAAAAAUAAAACAGCAAGUGGAUUAUUGAGCGGAGGUGGAAGUUUUCAAAGUAUGGGUCUUCAUCCUUCUCUACUUCGAUCGUUGUUAUUGAGAGGAUUUACCACACCAACACCUAUUCAAAGACAGACUAUUCCAGCCAUCCUGGAACAGCCACCACGUGAUGUCGUCGGAAUGGCAAGAACAGGUUCAGGUAAAACAUUGGCAUACCUCGUACCUCUAAUUCAACGUUUGAAUGGUCGACAUUCUUCCACUGUCGGUGUCAAGUCAAUCAUCUUGUGCCCCUCUCGUGAGCUUGCUUUGCAAAUCCUCAGAGUCGGAAAGGAAAUCGCUCGAGGAUGGAAAGCGGACGAAGGCGGUGAAGCUAUUCGUUGGGGCCUGAUUGUUGGUGGGGAGGGAUUGGACGAACAAUUCGCACUUAUGGCUACCAAUCCGGAUGUGAUCAUCGCUACUCCUGGUAGAUUGUUACACUUGGCUGUUGAAAUGAACUUGGACCUGAAGAGUACAAAUUAUGUGGUUUUUGAUGAAGCAGAUCGUCUGUUCGAGAUGGGAUUCGCAUCGCAAUUAGAGGAAAUCCUGCUACGUUUACCGGACACUCGACAAACUCUUCUCUUUAGUGCUACAUUACCCAAGACAUUGGUCGAAUUUGCCAGAGCCGGCUUACAAAGUAACCCAAAGUUGGUCAGAUUGGAUGCAGAUAGCAAGAUCAGCGAAGAUUUGCGAAUGGCAUUCCUAAGUAUCAAGCCUGCAGAAAAAGAAGCUGCUCUUUUGCUCUUACUUCGAGAUAUCAUUGGAGUUCCGCAAGGAGAACAACGACGUAAGGAUGGUCGCGACAAUGGCUGGCAGACCGAUAGAUCUCAAGACAAAAAACGCAAAAGAAGUCAAUACGGAAACAGUUCUGCCCUGAGUGGUGCUGAUGACCUCUUGCCCUAUCAGACGAUCAUUUUUGCCGCCACAAAGCAUCACGUCGAAUACCUUCUCUUGCUCUUGACCACUGCAGGAUACUCAUGCAGUCAUAUCUAUUCUUCUUUGGAUCAAGCUGCCCGUGGAUUGGAGAUGAAGAGAUUCCGUGAUGGUGAAUCAAGUCUUUUGAUUGUUACUGAUGUAGCAGCACGUGGUAUCGAUUUGCCUGUGUUGGAACAUGUGAUCAAUUACGACUUUCCAAGCAGUCCAAGAGUAUUUGUUCAUCGUGUCGGUCGUACCGCUCGUGCGGGAAAGAGAGGAUUUGCAUGGAAUCUGGUCCAUCAUUCAGAAUUGCCUUAUUUGUGCGAUCUACAAUUGUUUUUGGCCCGUCCUUUGGUCGCUGCGAAAAGCUUUACGGCAAGUAUUGCAAAUAUGAAUGCUGAUGAUGCAAUGGACCUUCAUACACAGCUCGUGCUCGGUACACUACCCCGUGAUGCGUUGGACAACGAGAUCGAAUACAUCAACGAAAGCUUAACGAACAGUAGCUCUUCUGCUGCAGUCGCAAUUCCAGCUUUGAAGAAAGUUGUUCAACGUGCUCAUCAGAUGUAUACCAGAAGUCAAACAAAAGCAAGUCAAGAGAGUUACAGAAGAGCUAAAGAGAUGGUAAAAGCAGGUGAUGGAGAUCAUUGGGCUUUGGCCGGUAGUGUAGCGGAAGAGAGUAGCGUACAUGAUGUGAUCAAAAGACCUAAAGCGUAUGGACUCGGUAGAAUCUCAAGCGAUGAAGCUGAUGUAAAGGCGGUCGAGGAAGAGAAGCAAGCGUCUGUAGAACGUGCAGCCCUUCUGGCAAAGAUCAAUGGCUUCCGACCUUCAGAGACUGUGUUUGAGGUAGGAAGCAGAGGAGCAACGCCGAAUGCUUUAUUGAUGAAGGAUCGCCGACGAGUACUUGACGGUAAGAGAAGGCGCGCUGAUGUGAUCGAAGCUGCUAAAAAGGAAGCAGGAGAAGAGUUUGUUCCCACGCAAGAUGCAAAGAUAGCGAGCAAGGAUGAUUUGACAAAUGAUGCAGAUCUUCAAUCAGCUGACGAAGAAGACAUCCUGCAAACAUUCGAUGUCUCAGCGCCUGCAAAACGUGGAAAGUCAGGUAAUUUCCGUGAUGAAAGUGUAUACAUGGACUACGAACAACGUGAUGCACGAACGGAAAAAGGUUAUUCAUUAAACACAGGUGAUUCCUUCGUUGAGCAAGCAAAAAGAGCUACUUUCAACUUGGCCGGAGAUGAUGAAUCUCGAUUAGGCACUCAAUCGCAAAUCCCCAAUGCAGCAAGAUGGGAUACAAAGAAGAAAAAGUUCAUUCAAGGAAACGGAGUUGGAGCAGAUAACAAGAAAAUGAUCAAAACUGAAUCGGGUAAAAUGUUACCUGCAAGUUUCCGAAGUGGUAGAUUCGAUGAAUGGUCUAAAGAACAACGAAUGGAAAUGCAAAGAGUUGGCGGUGAAGGAGAAGGCAGAGAUGGCUCAAGCGGCGGAAGGAAAUUUAUGCAUCACUCCAACAAACCUAUGCGAAAACCUGAUCGAUUCCAAGAUGAUUAUAAGCAAAAGAUGAACAAGUUCAAAGCUCGUACGGCAAAGAGUGAAUUGAAAAGUGCUAUGCAGAUUCACAAAGAUCGCACUUUGGCAAACAAGCGUAAGGAGAAGAAUGCAAGACCAUCUCAACGGGGAAGAGGUAGACGUUGA